AUGGCGGAUGAUAAGGUUCCAGAAAGGUUCGAGUUGCUAGAGCAAACAAUUGAACAGUUUGUAGAAACAACACGUCAAAUAGGAAUCAUUGUCAGUGAUUUUCAACCUGGAAGUCAAGGUGUUCUUAAUCAGAAAAUGUAAGCGACCUAUCUUCGAGCGUUCUAUGUAUAAUUUCGGGAUGGAUACAAAACCGUGAUCGCUUGAAAUGAAAGCGAAAACUUGGAUAAAAUAUAUGCUGAAAUAUGAAUGUUCGUCUCCUUCUGUAAAUGUUAACAUUGGGAUUUCGUCAGUCGCCUUAAAGAGUGCUAAUUUAUCAUGAGUCAUCUUGCCAAACAGCAGAUCGGAAUUUAUUAUUAGACACAGAUGCCUUCUUCAAUUCCAGUGGCCUAUCCACGUCUUACUAGUUUAAACUGUUUUCUGUUUUGUUUCAGAAACUCGAUGAUAGACAACAUGAGGGAAAUAGAGAAAUGUAAAGCACAUGUUCAAGAUGUAGAGGUUCCGCUGGAAGUAUUUGAGUGAGUGCAUUGCUGUUGAUUUCCAUGUAAACUUAUCAUUACAACUGGUCAUUAUAACCGAGACCAAGCAAUCAUUAAAAGUCAAGUAUGUCACGAACAUUAUACUAUUUUUAUCCGCAGCAUUACAAAAGAAUGCAUAGAAACAUUUUCACUGCGUUUUGAGGUUGCAAAGUGUAACAUAACUGUUAAAAAAAUUGUAUUAAACCGUAUUUCCUGAAGUAAGUGCCCAGGCGCUAGUCAAAAUUUCGGCUCAAAAGAGGGGUGCUUAUUGGAAGGAGGACGCUUAAUCAAGGGAGCGCUUGUUAAAAUUUUCCUUUCAAUGAAAUGAAACUUUAUUUUGGCCUCGAAAAACUACAAAAUUGUCCACGUAGAUGUAAAGUCGAUAUGGUCGUGUUCAGAUCGAGCUAUCAUUCAUCACAGAGCUUUCAAUAAGACCCCGGCGCUCGCCAGAGUUCUGGGGAUAUUCUGUUGUAAAUCACUGGGUAUACUUGGCCACAUCUAAGUCAAAUUUACAGAACAAAAUUUUAAAAAAUCAGUAACGUAGAAAGUAAGAGGCAAUUUGGUAUUUUUUGGAGCAUUGAUCUAAUCUAUUUUUCAAUUUCUGUGGUCUUUGAUUUUUAGAUUCAUUCUUUCACUGGCAAUUUUUUUUUCUGCUCGUUCACAUGUUUUUCAUAAACUUAGAUGUACACAUUGUCAGUUACCUAAAAAAAAUUCUCAAACAAUUUUGCGUUGAACUAAAAUCCCCAAAUAUUUUUUGACAAAUAAAACAACAGCAGAGGCACAGGUAAUUCACAUUUGGAACUUUUUUCAAAGAUGUUAAGUUUCCAUUAAAAAAUGCUUAACUGAGGCAUUACAAAGACAUCCAUUGAAUGUUUAGUGUCUGACCUUUUUAUCAAAAUAAGCUUGCUGUAAAAAGCAAAGAAGACCAUGGUCUUAAAAUUAUUGGUUAGUGGGAACAUGGUUAAGUGACUUUUUGUGAUUUUUCAUAAAGCAUGCUGAAGCUCAAUUGUUUAUGAUCUUGUGUUAAACACGAGCUGUUGGAACAGUUAGAAUUCAUCGGCUGAAUGAUUUCAUUCAAUUAUCUUAUGUGAACAUUAGUGGCUGAACGCAUUAGUGAUGAAAAACUUCUGCAAAUGAGAAUACUCCAGGGGUUUUUCCAAUAAAUAAAACCUAUGGAGUUCAUUGCUGUAUAUCUUUAAUUUCACUCAAUCACAAAAUAUGCAUUCUGUAUUUCAAGACAGAAGACACAGAGGGGGCAUUUCAAAUUAAAGCAGAAGAAGACUCUGUUAACAAAGAUCAUUGCAUUAGAAUGCAAAUAGCUAAAGAAACUGUGAGUCGAAAAGUGAUGUACAAAUGGAAGACAAUAGAAUCUGGCUUGGCCAGGUGAAGAAAGGUUUAGAUCACAACAUCAAAAUUUGAGAAAAUGUGUACACAGAAAUUUGACAGACACAAUACGUUAUCUUGUAUUGUUUUUGUAGACUGCCUUUUGCAAGUGUUUAGUCUGUUUAGAAUUAUAUGAUGUUGGAUGGUUACUUUCAUUUUGGCUCCUUCUGUGACUUUUUGGAAGCUUUCAAGUAAACACCUCAAGAGCUUUUCAAGUUCAUUCAGUUGACUUUUGCCUUUAUAAACAAGUUUUGAUAAAAAUUGAUUGAUAUUGUCUUAUCAUAUACCACAUUUUCAGCAAAAGAAGAGAUUUGGGUUUCCAAGAACAUACUGACUCAAAUUUUGGUCACCAGUAACCAUAUGUCUCUGCAGAGGACUUUUGUGUGAAACCCCUGCAGCAGGUUUCCAUGUCAGCAAAUGAAAGAUUUUGAUUAGAAAUAAAACAAUCGGUCAAACAAUUGUUACAAAGAGACAAAUAUUUAUGAUCAUUUGCCAAAGUUUAACACCAAAAACUCUGUUUGAAGCCAGUCUAUGUGGAAUAGAAUUAAUGGCUUAUGGGAGGGAAAUCACUUUUCAAAGUAUUCUCAACAAAUGCUUUACUGAGGUAGCCACCUGUUUCAAAUCUUAUCAAAAGCACUGCGUCAUCAACUGUUUUCUACAAAACCAUCCCAAUAAAUCUAUUAUCUUAUAAAUUACUGGUCCUGGAGGACAAGGAAAUAGUCUAGCUGUUCCUGGUUAAUUUAUGGUAUUAACUGAACAGGGUAAUAGGAAAAAAAAUUAAAGGACAGAUAACGCACAUAAAGGAACUCUGUAAGCAUUAGGAGAUAAAAAUAAUUGAAAGAGAAAGUAUUCUCCUUUGCUGAUUUUGCUGUAAUUGAAACAGAAAAAAGUCAGAUUAAGUGGCAAUAGAACUGUUUUCCUCAUACUCCCACUAUCUACAUAUAAGAUAGUGACUAAGGAGGAGGGGGGAUACUUAUUCUAGAAGGGGGAGUUUGAUGUUAUAGCAUAUGGGGUUGGGCACUUAUCAGUGGAAGUACAGUAUGUUUGGAGCCCAGUGCUCCGUUCAUAGGCUGAUAAACCAGCAAUUUAUUUUUUUUUUAGAUACUGGAGCUCAUUAUACCUUUGAUUCAAACUUAGUAAACCGUGGUGCCAUAUUUUCUGAUAAUAGGUACAUAGAUCAGGGAAGAAAUCCUCAGCUGUAUACUAAAGACUGUCUUGAGAAAGCACUAGAAAAAAAUCAGCAAGUGAAUGGCAAAAUAGAUGCUUACAAGGUGAGUUUUCCUUUCCUGAUAAUCUUUGUGGGUUAUCAACAGCAAGUUAAUAAUGGUUGGGAAACUUUUGUAGCAAAAACAAAUUGGCACCAUGUAAAAACACUAUAAAUGAGCUUCAGAGGAAAGGAGGACUACAGGGAAGGCUACUUUGCCGGAAUAUUCUGAACUGAGGUGAAAUUCUUUGAAAUUCUGAAAGAUAUGUGAGGAAAAUGCAGUUCACCUGACUUAACACGAGAAAGGUUAAAAGCAUUGCAGAAAACCUCUUCCAUUUUUCUAAAUUUAAGUUACAAUUUUUCUCUUCCUCUUGUAUUCAUGCAUGGCGUUCAUGAUUUCACAAAUUGGCCAAUCACAUCAAAGGAAUUUAACCUUGACAUUUUUCAUGUAUUUUUAGUUUGUUUUCAUGGAGUUUAAGUUGUUUUUUAGCUUCUGUUUGCGUAAAUUUGUCACUGCUUUGUUUGGAAUUUAAAGAAGUUUCAGAGUUUUUAAUUUAGUCAAAUGUUGAGGUUCAUUUAAUAAAUUUAAUACAUAGUCUUUGAAAGCAUCAUGGGAAGAUUACCUCUGAGUUUCACUCACUGUCAAUGCUUGUUUUCAACAAAACUACCAUGCACUGCAUUGUAAGCAUUUACUGAAACCAUAUGCUUGUUUUGUUGUGUACCACUAUUAGAGUAAAUGAUGAUGACUUUUUCCCCAUUUAAACAGAACUUCAAGUCACUUCUUGUUGACGAACUUUCAAAGCAUUUUCCCAAGGAAAUUGAUGAAUACCAGAACAUCAAAGAGCGGCAGAUGAAGACAUGAUUCUGGAUUGAGAUUCUAUUUUAUUAGAAUGUAAUCAGUUUGUAAAUAAUUAUGUAAAUAAAAUCCUGG
Messenger RNA from Pocillopora meandrina, 4033 nucleotides. The record is from the annotation of a GenBank genome assembly. Lineage: Eukaryota; Metazoa; Cnidaria; Anthozoa; Scleractinia; Pocilloporidae.